CUCCUCCCCCCGCCGGCGCUGCUGGCGGCGGCUCCGGCGGCGGCCCCCUCCGCCGCGGCCUCCCUGCCCCCCGGCCACGGAGCCGGAGCCCGUGAGCCCCAGUGCGCGCUGGCGGGGGAGGUGCAUCCUGGGAAAGAGCAGCCCGACAUGGGUCUCCGCCUGGCCGCCGCGCAGCCCCCGCCGCCGUGCGCAGCUCCCCUCAGCCGCCCGCCCGCCGUCGCCGCCCGCAGCUGAGCGGGAGGGGAGGGGAGUGGAGGCAGGGCAGGGCAGGGGGGCCGGGACGCGGCGGCCUGGCCCGCGCCGGGGAGGGGGCCGCGGCGCUGCCCGCCCCGCAUGAGGCAGGGGGGGGCCGCUCCCACCCGCCCCGCUCGGUCCCUGCCGCCGCCGCCCUGCGCUCAGGGCCCCAGCGGAGCCCCCGCCGUCCCGGCCCCGCGCCCUGCCCCGAUGAUGGACAGGAACUACCCGACGACCCCCAGCUUCGCCGACCCCCUGGCCCCGGCCGCCGCGCAGCCCGCCGCCUCCUGGGCCUACGAGCGGGGCGCCGGCAGCCUCAAGCCCAGCUUAAGCUAUGGAGGAGGACAUUCAUCACAUUCAGAAACAGAUCUUCUUCACAGACAGACAUACACAGCUUCUCAUCAGCUUCCUGGAUACUCUACUACACAUCAUCCUACUGGUCUUUCGGGAAUAUUUGAUACCAGUAUGCACAGUGCUGGAAGUAACACUAAGGAAACUUCUUCAGUUAUGAAUUUUCUCUCUGCUAUUGAGUCUCGUACCGCUCAGGCAGUCUCUUCAGGAUCUACCAUUUUACCACAAUUCAGGGCUCCUUCCUGGCAGACAGGUAUGCAUUCCUCAACAGCUGCAGAACUAUUUGUUACUGGAGCUUUGCCAACCUCUGGAACAUUUCCACCAACAUCUGCUUUAUCAGCAUAUCAGCAUCCCAACGCUUUCAGCAGCAGAAACUUUGCUACUACCCCUUCUCUUACUCUUCAAGAUACUACUUUUAGUGCUACAUCCAAUGGUCUCUUAACUACCCACGAUCCUUUAUUACAGAUUAAAACAUCACAAGGCACUGUUCCAACUGCUUUGACAUUUGAGCGCCUAGGCAGUUCUGUUUUAAGUACCAGUAUACCACCUCAGUCAUCAACAUAUCGUUCUGCUCAAGAAUCUGCACCCCAUCUUUUGCAACCUCAAUUUAGUUUGUUGCCUUCGACCCUUGGAGGAGCUCAGCAGGUUUCUCAGGCGUAUAGCACAUCUGUCUUUACUGGUUCCACUGCUUCUAUCGAUAGAGCACUUCAGCGAGAAUGUAGUGUUAUUAAACACCAUCAGCGGCCUUCAAGUACUCAGUCCGUUCAGGCGCAACUGACUGUUUCACAGCAUUCCUUACACAGCUAUUUAACGAGUACAAGCGGAGUGAAUUUUCAAGAUACUUCUAGGCACUCAGCAUUGUCCUGCAGUCCAGUUGGAGAUGUUACUCAGGUGAGCAAUGGAGGACCACAGCAGAAGACUUCUCAAGUCACAGUGGAACUUGCUCAGUCAUACACAUCUGCAAUUCCAUCACCUGGUUUUCCAUCUGCCUCCACAGCAAAAGUGAAAAACUGUUCCACGAAGCAGCCUCCAAGGUCAACGAAGACGCCCAAACCUCAAAGUGUAGCUCCCACUGUGCAGACACAAAGCUAUGCCAAAACCGCACGAAACCAGAGUUCUGUCAUUACAGGCCAAGCACAGAUCUAUUCUACAGCACAGCUCCCAAGCCUCUUGUCAGUCAGCCAGUCCCAAAACUAUGUUUCAUCCCAGGCUCAGAAUGUGCCACCUGUCAGUCACUCGCAGGAUUUCUCAUCUAGCAAGGUUGAAAAGCUGCCCUCACUGUAUAAAACAUUGACUUUUUCUGGGCAAUCGCAAACUAUUACUUCUGACAGUCAAACUCUAAGCUACUCCUCAGAGGAACAGGUAUUGACUUCAGUUCCAAAUGAGAACUACUCUGGGCAAACGAGGGAACUUUCUUCAGUCAGCCAAUCUCAGAGCUACUCUUCUAGUCACUCUCAGGGUUUAUCUCCAGUUAGCCAAUCCCAAGUUAGUUUUUCAUCUCAAUCACAAGUUUUAUCAGCUGUUAGUCCUUCAGAAAGCUAUUCUUCAGGGCAGUCUUUAACAUUAACAUCGCCUUCUCUUUCCUUUAAUGCCUCUCCUCGGAUACAAAGUCUUCCAGCCUCGAGUCCUAGUCAGAGCUAUAUUUCUUUACAUUCUUCUCAGAACUCUCAGUCACAAGAAUCCUCCUCUCCGCAGUCUCAGAAGUUUUUGCCAUCUGUCCAGUCUCCUUUUGCAUCCCCAGCUCAUUCACAGACACUGCAAAACAACAGGCCUUCCUCGGAAACAAAGUCAUAUGUUAAAAGGAAGUCUGACUCUAAUUUGUAUGCCUCGUCAAAACAAGAGGAAGAAUUAUCAAUGCAGGAUAUGCAGGCAUUGCAACAGCAAGCUUCUCUUGAGUCUUCCACUCAAAGGCUAACCGAUGAGGAAAUCAAUGCUCAGGAUGCAUCCUAUAGGGUCUCAAAGCCAGAUGACAGAUACUCUCAAAGUGUAAUCAGAAGUAACUCUCGUCUUGAAGAUCAAGUUGUUGGACUUACUCUUCAAGGAACAAAAAAAGAUGAAAGAAUGGUCAAUUCUGUGGAACAGCUGUCACAACAUAUUGGCCAUAUCACUAGCCUAAGCCAUGAUUUAAAAAAGACAGCUAAUUUAAUGCAAACAACACAAAUAACUGUGAGUGCUAAAGAACUAAACCAGCAACAUUCUCUUAUGCAUAAGGUACAUGAAAGUAAAGCUCAAGAGCAGCAAGGCCAAGUCAUUAGUACACCAUCGCAGGUUCAAGCUCAUGCUUUAAGACAUGGCCACCAGCUGUGUUUACCCAGUGCACAGGUACUACUAGAGUCAGCCUGUGACUUGCAGAUUCUUCAUCAGUCAAUACUACAGUCAACUUUAGGACAAGCAAAGGCAUCACCACAAGUGCAAAGAAUACAGAGUCCUCAGCAGGUGACGCAUCCAUUCCUUCAGAUGGAUGGUCAUAUUAUUCAAAGUAAUGGGGGUCAUUCUCAGCAACAGCUUCAUACUCAGAAUUCAGAAGUAAUGAAAAUGGACAUUUCUGAGCCCUCAAAACCACUACAGCAACAUUUGACAACAAAAGAUCAUUUUACUCAGACAAAUCAACAUGAUUCAAAAAAUCAGUUUGUUUCUCUUAGUUCAAUAUGUUUCCCAGAAUCUAUACUUCUCAGUGAUGAUAGGAAUAUACUAUCCAAUGUAGAUGACAUCUUAGCAGCAACAGCAGCAGCCUGUGGAGUGACACCAUCUGACUUUGCCAAAUCAGCUUCUAAUGAUGAGGAAAUCCAGUCUGUUGAAAAUAGCGAGGAAUCUAAACCACAGUUCCGAUCAAUGGAUGUAAGACAUGUGUCUUCUGGUUUCAGUGCCUCACCUACUGUAGUUGGAAAGCCAGCAAGCAUAAGUAAUAUUUCUCUGAAUGGAGGCCAAAUUACUAUAAAUCUUACACCAGUGUCAACAAUACAGACUAAAACUGUGAACCUUGAUCAACAGCACAUUGAAACUUCUGAUCAAAACGUACCAACAAGAAUGACCUCUCCCACCCUUGGCCCUGGUCAAGAAGAGCAAGAAAAAGGGGCUGUUUCACUUAAGAAACAAUCUAGCAUCAGUCAUGAAUCUGAAGAAGAUAAUGAUGCUUCUGCUGAUGGUACACUGAAUGCAAGAGACACAGAAUUUGCUUCAAGCGGUAAGAGUCUAAGUGAAGAAAGUGCUGCUUCAGAGAAUGAUUUUAAUAUGGGUGGUGAUGAUGGUACAGUAGCAGGUAAUCAGUCAAAGGGUCCAUUGCAGCCGCUAUCUAUGCCCCGAAGUGGAGAUGGAACCAUUAGUAGAACUGAAGAAGAAUGCCAAGAUUUAACUCAAGGGAACCUUCAGAAGAAAAAAAGCAAAGGAAAAAGCCAAAACAAAACUGCUGCAGAAGAUGACAGUGCAAUUCAGAAACAGGUAAAAAGAAGCGGACAGUGUAAACGUCAAAAUUCAAGAGGAAACGACUCAUGUUUGACAUAUUCUUCUCCUGUUUCUGAAAGCUGUUAUGAUACUUACCAGCAUCAGGAACGAAUGAGGCAAAAAAUUAAAGAAGUUGAAGAAAAACAACCUGAGGUCAAAACAGGAUUUAUCGCAUCUUUUUUAGACUUUCUGAAGUCUGGGCCUAGGCAACAGUUUUCAGCUCCAGCUGUACGAAUGCCAAACAGGACUAGGCGACCAGUUACCCAAAUAGUUCGUGCCCCUUGCCUACAGUCCUCUGCGAAGCCUCAGCCAGCAGCAGCAGCACCACCACCUGUAGCUGCUGAGGUUAGUGGAGAAAGUCCAACCAAAAAAGUUGAUGAAGAACUUAAGAAAAAUUUAGAAACGUUGCCUUCGUUUUCUUCUGAUGAAGAUGAUUCUGUGGGAGGUAACCACGAUCUUCAGAAGAGCAUCUCUACUGCAUUGUCAGCCCUGGAUGAUACAUCUGACAGAAAGAACAAAACAGAAGCUGAAAAAGUGGCGGUUGUUACUGCUGCAGCCACUGCCACUACUGCUGUAAUAAAGCAGGAAUCUCCACAGACAACUGCUCCUGUAGUCACUGUGCAGGAGAAAAUGAAUCCAGCUGACCCCUUAAAAGCAGCUCAACAGGAUGCCGUGACUUCAGACCAGUUGGCAAAGAUACAGGCAACUGUUGCAAUGGAAGGAUGUACUGAUGAGGAGAAUACAGACAGUGGAGGAGAGGGCAUGUACAGAGAACGUGAUGAAUUUGUAGUGAAGAUUGAAGAUAUAGAGACACUAAAGGAUGCUUUGCAAACAGGAAUAGAGCCUCCAGCUAUUUGGAAAGUACAGAAGGCUUUAUUGCAAAAAUUUGUUCCUGAAGUGCGAGAUGGACAGAGAGAGUUUGCUGCUACUAACAGUUAUCUUGGGUAUUUCGGUGAUGCAAAAACAAAAUACAAACGAGUGUAUGUGAAGUUCAUUGAAAAUGCAAACAAAAAGGAAUAUGUCAGAGUAUGUUCAAAAAAACCACGAAGCAAGCCUGUACAGUCAGCAAGGACUAUUCAUUGCAAACCUAGUAGUAGCAAUAACAACAAAACCCCUGAUCCACCAACACCAAAACCAACAGCAACAAAAGUCUCUUCUGUGAAACCCAAAGCUAAACAGCCAAAGGUAAAGGCUGAACCACCACCAAAGAAAAGGAAAAAGUGGAAAGAAGAGUUUUCGUCUUCCCAGUCUGAUUCUUCACCUGAGGCCCAGAGUGAUGAGGAUGAGCUUGUACCUCCAGCUCCCCUUGUUACUCGCUUUUUGAACACAAGAGCUAUGAAAGAGACUUUUAAGAGCUACAUGGAGUUGCUUGUUAGCAUUGCCUUGGAUCCAGACACAAUGCAAGCUUUGGAAAAGAGCAAUGAUGAGCUACUUUUGCCUCAUAUGAGAAAAAUCGAUGGUAUGCUGAAUGACAAUAGGAAAAGGCUGCUUUCCAAAUUACGCUUGGAUCAUACUUUCAAGAACGCUUUGGAAAACUUUCCUGAACUGACAGUGAUCACUCGGGAUACUAAGACAAAAAGUGGAGGAACGUCUGUAUCUAAGAUCAAAAUGAAUGGUAAAGCUUACAACAAGAAAACACUGAGGGCUUCUAAAUCAACCACUAAAUUAGCACAGGAGUUUACAGUAGAUCCAGAAAAAAUACAGUUGUAUUCUUUGUAUCACUCACUCCAUCAUUACAAAUAUCACAUAUAUCUAACAUGUAAAGAAGAGAUUUCCUCUGUUCAGAAGAAGAGUGCAGAUCUAGGACAGGAAGAGAUUGUGCAGCUGUGCAUGAAAAAUAUAAAAUGGGUGGAGGAUCUUUUUGAAAAGUUUGGCGAACUUUUGAAUCGUGUCCAGCAGAAAUGCUCAUAACAAAAACGUAUCCCAAAUCUCGCAUUCUUCUACGGCACUAACCUGAUGGAACAGAAAGCUCAGAGAGAGGCUCUGAUUUCUUUUACAAUGCCAGACUGCGUUCUUCUUCGUAGCCAUUUUUAUUUCUCUUUGUGGAACUCUGUGCCUUGGCUCUUGCUAAGGAAAAGUGAUGCUGCCAAGGAAAUCGGUCCUUUGGAGAUGGAACUAAACAUAAACCUAACCGCAUUUUUAACCUGAAGAAUUAUUUUCUAUUUUGUAAACUAUUGGAUAACUUAGUUUUAUUUUCAGAAAUGUUUUUGACAAGUGAUAAAGCAUGCACUACACAUACUUUUUUUCUUUAUUGCUAAAAAGAUAACAACACUUAAUACUACAGAUUUUUCCAUCCCUGACUAAGCAACAGAAAAGUCAGUGUUGGGGUGAACUAAUUUUUACAUGUCUGGCCACCAAAUUUAGAGUUUUGUACAUUUUGUGAACAGAGCCGGAGUGACAUCAGUUUCUGCAUACGUAUAUUGCCAUCAUAAAAUCCAGAAAUGUCAUUAUGCUUUAUGGACUCCUUUUACUAUUGUCAUGUUCAGGAGACUGAACAUGGAGUUGGUGCAAUCCUAUGACUGCUUUUUGUGUCAAAUUAUAUUGUAAUGAAAGACAAUGACCUUAACUAUUUUCCCUGUUUUGAAGAAAAAAAUAUUUUCCUUUAUACUGUGUUUUUUUUUUUCUUUUGGAAAAAAAAAUUCAAUUGUACAUUUUAUCUCACUAAUAGUUGUAUUUUUCACAGAGAAAAUAUUGUGGUUAAAAUUGUUUCAUGUAUCUUUGUAAUACACUUUCCAUUGUUUUCAGUAAAUCCUAUUCAUUUAUAUGUUGAUUUCAUAUUGUAAACUAUAUAUCUCGAGGUAACCCUUUUGUUUAUACAGGUUUGCUUCAGUGUUAACCAGAAUAAUGCAUACUAGACUAGUUUUGCUUUAAGUGUAGUUGUGUUAGACACUGCAAUUAUUUUCUGAUACGUGAAAAUAAAUUUCUUACUAAACUAGCACUUGAUUAACUGAGAGUUUAAAUGAAGAGCUACUACAUUUUAUCUUCGUCAACAAAGAUUGAUGAUUGACUAUAUGCAGUGUUAAACACAGCUUACAUAAUUGCUCGUAGAACUGGCAGUUGCAGAGCUGUUCUCUUUUUGGUGCCUUUCGAGUCUUCAGACAUCUUUGUAGCUUUUUUUUCCCCUCCAGUUUGUUAACAGUUAGUAGUGCCACUAGUCACACUCAGACAAUGAAUGUAAUGGGCUCUAAUCAGGAGAACAUUUUCUUUAAAUUUGCCAACGGAAUGCCUUACUGAGUCAUUCAGAAUGGAUAUGUACUCUACUGGCGUCCUAAAAAAAGUCAUGUUGGUCUUUUUUCAGAUAAUGUAGAAAAAAAAUUCAUUCCUUUAUCUUUUCACUGCCACUUAGUGCCUUAAUUUCAGCCAAGAAAGCAGGGUUCACUAUUCAUUGGCCAAAUGAAAUAAUGUUCAUUGCCAUGUGACCUUUUUUCCUGUUACCUGUUUUGAUCCUAUUUAGUUGUUAAAUAUUCAUUAGACCUUAGAACUAUAAAGAGUUUAAUGAAUAGAUGUGAAAAUGAAGUGAUUUGAUCUUGAGUAAUCAAAUAGAGGUUUGAAUAUUAAAGUAUGUACAGAAUUUUAGCUGAUUAGUUUUAGAACCUUGUAGGAUGUUUACCAUAUUUCCAAAGCUUUUCAUCUUUUAAAAGCAAUAAUUCUCCUUUACAAUUUGUAUGCAGACUACGGUGAACAGAAGUGGGUAUGUGCCCUUGCCAUUUUUAAAGCCUCUUGGUAGUGGUUUUGCUUUAAAAAGGGAGGUCACUAUCACAUUAAUAGAUGCAUUGUGCUACUGCUAUGUCUACUAUAAUCAAGGCGAGGGAGAUGGGUUUGGGUUUAGGAAGAAUGUGUAGAUUGUUGGAGCAAUCUUGAAGCCAAUUUGUUUUCAGAGUGAAAAGAAGGGUAGGCACAGGGUUGAAGAGUUGCUGUUGUUUCAGUCAUACUGUGUUGAAUCCGGUAGGAGCUAGAGUUUAUAUGGUGAAACCAAACAGCAAAGUUACCAACACUGGUAGCAAUCGGCUGAAAUGAUUUUAAUGUAAAUAUGCACACUGGAGAUAUAGUAGAAAUGUGCCUGGUAUACUCUUUAAUUGAUAGUGGGGCUUCCAAAAUUUACUUAGUAGUGUAUUCCCUUAUUGGUGGGGGUGCUUGGCAGUGUGUGUAGAUUCAUGAGAGGUAUUUACUUGCCCAGGCAGAGUUGUCACAUCACCGUGAUAUGCACAGCACAGUUUGGGAAUUCCUAAUCUGUAGUUUUAAAAAUGAUUAGGAUGCAGACUGAAGGAACAAUAACAUUGGCUCCUUGAUGGUAUGGUAAAGAACUCAUCAGACUUUGUGUCUCACGCAUCCCUUCCUAAUAUGACUAUGAAGCAACUAAUUGAGAGAGGUCUCUGCUUUCUAAAUGAUUUAUAUACUGCUACUGUAUGCUUACUCUAGAUUUUUGAAUCUGGGGGUAGCUUUAGGAAGCUACUUGUUUUAAUCCAAGUCCUUAGAAGCUGAAAAAAGAAACGAGAGGCUUUUGGAGUAGCUUGUCCCUGUUUAAAAAGAAGGUAAUUUUAGCAACAAGCAUUUAAAAAUAUCCCUGGCCAGGAUGCUCUGCACUGCCAUAGAAGGUGACCUGGCUUUUUUUUGGCUGUUUUAUUCCCAAGGCCAGUUAAACAAGCGCUGUGCCUGUAGAAGACAGGAAAAACCUGUCUUGAGUAAAAGUAACUACCCCACACUAUUAAAGAUUAAUGUAAUGGAGCUUCCAUCUUUGUCUUGGGCUGCAAAAAUGGUGGCUGGAUUAUUAAUUUACCAAAUUAGAAUAAGUAAAAACAUGGAACUCUCAAGGGUGUUGAAGGAUCAUAAAUCAAAAUAAAGCUUUGUUAGUGGGAUUGAAGAGGUUUUUUUAUACUGAAGCAAACUUAGAAAAAAGUCAAUGUACAAAUUACUUUUUUGCACAAAUAAUUUGCUUUGUUUUGUUGCAUUUUAGAUAAUGAAUUAAUUCUGCACCCACACCUGAAUCUUUUUUUUUUUUUUUCCUUGAAGUAACAGUGAGGUCUUCAUCCCUUAACAUCUGGCAGUGGAAAUUGAGCACUCAUUUGACUGCAAGAGAAUAUGCACUAGGAAGGAACAAACCCUGCCUUAGACUAUGAAUUAGCAAACCAGAAAUUAAACUAAUUGCAUGAUGAAUUAUUUGGUUUCUAAUUCCACUAUAUUUUCCUUUAGUAUGGCAUCCCCGUUUAUAUUGGGUUUGGUUUUAUUGAAAUACAGUAUUUCUCUUAAAGGCAGGUUUUCUUUGAGAUGCUACUUCCAAAGUUUUGCUAGCAAAAAAUCAGAGACAAAAUUGGCUUGAAAAACUGUUUCUGAAAAUGGCUAAGGACUUUAGGGUCUGUGAAGUUCUAUGACAUGUAUUGUAUUCAUAUAUUGUCGAAAUACUACUUUUUAAAAAGUCAAAUCUUACAGACUGUCUUCCAAGUAAAUGACUUCCAUAGGGAAAUAUAUUUUAAAUAUUAUUUAAAUAUUUACUACUAUUUAAAACAAUUUUAAAACAGAAAAGCUAAAACUAUGGUCACAAAAUGUCAGUGUGUCAUCAACCAUUUCUUAUUUUGUUGCCAACACUUGACAUUUGGUCUCUCUUACCCUAUUACAUACCCGUGCAUUAUGCAAUGCACAUUCUGCCAUAUCUUAUUGUUUAAGCUAAUAAUAACAUGUCAUUGUUAACAAAUGCAUGUUUUUCUGUGUAUCUCCUCCACAUAUGGCAAAAAUGAAGCUAGGGCUAAUUAAGAGACACUUUAUGCAUUCUUAGUCCAGAUUUUCAGGUGGUCCGUAAUACAAUGUAUGGAAAUGUGAAAAAGGACAGUUUUGUACCAUUCAUGAUGUUAUUAACUAAACCCAUUAAAGUGAAAACACUUUUUAAAAAACCUUAUAAUGCUUAGUCAUUUAUUAUUAAAAUAUUAAGCCUGGAAAAGUUAGAUUGUUGGAAGAAAAAUUGGCAAUUUAGACUACAUUUUCUGAUCUCAGUGUGAAGAAAUACAGUUCUAGGGUGCUGGUUUUUUCAUUAUAUUGCAUGGAUUGAGCAUGUCUGGUUGAUCUGGUUUUUUACGUGUAUGGGUUCUGAAUGGUCUGAAUUAAUUUUCACACUAUAUCUGCCAGGUCUUAAACUGAUGCACUAAGUGAGGAGCCAGACAAUUGGGGUAAGAGAGGGACUACAGCUGUGAUUGAGGUGGUUUUUAGCUAUACUAUUUUCUUUUGUUCUCUUUCUUGCUAAACUAGAGUAUAAUCUCUGUGUACCUAUGGGAAGAAAUGGUGCUGUAGAGGGUUUUAGUCUUUUUUUUUCCUCCCAAUUACAAUGAAUUACUCUAGAUAUUCUUACAGAUAUUUUUCCCACACACAGAGGGCUGAAGUCCCAUGAUGUGGAUAUUGGCCGUAAGAUACAUGAUAGGCCCUCUCUGAGCCACUUGCUUGCAGAAAAAGGUGAAUUUGAAGGGCUGGGAUAUUUUUCUUAAUGGUCCUGUGUAUAAGAGCCGCUUCCCAAACCAAAAUGAGUAUAACAUGAGACAUUUGCCCAUGGAGUUGAUUGCUGUUUUCUCCAAAAAAACACUUUGGGAAGUGAGUAGACACAGAGAAUGUCCCAUUGCAGUGUGGAGGCUGAAGCUGCUGAUACUGCAUUCCAGAUACAGGUUAUAAAUUAAGGUGGGUUUUUUAAAAGGAAAAAAAAAAAAAAAAGAGAAAAAAGGCAAGAAGCUGAAUGUAUGUAGCUUUUUAGAGAACAGCAACUCCUACUAUCAACAAUUUGUUGGUAAGUAUCUUGGGCAAUCAAAAUAACUUUUACUGCAUUAGGUAUUCGCCUCUCCUAUAGAAAACCUAACAAAUCUUUGUUUCAUUUCCAGAAACUAAAGAACAGAAAACUGUCUUAAAAUUAUUUUAAUUCGAUCUCUUGUAAGAACACAGCAAUAAAUACAGAGAACAAGCUGUUGAUAAAGGAGAAAAAUAAAAGGUGAGUCAGGGAAAACUGCAAACAAAGAGUGCAUCCCUGCAAAAGUUUUUCUCCUUUGUCCUGGGUAUGCCUUAGGUUUCUGCUUUUAGAAGUGCCAUUGGGCUAUUUCUUGUGCGUGUGUGCGUGUUUAGUUUUGGAUGGGUUUUGCUGGUUUGGGUUUUUUUGUUUGUUUUUUUUUGUUGGUUUUUUUUUUAGCUACCUGAUGUACAAAGGGUGGAGGGAAGUAGCAAUAACAGCAGUGCCCAUGAGCAGAAUUGAAGGAGCAGUUAGACCCUUCCUUUUAGUAAAAACCAGACUCAGAAUAAGGUGGGAGGGCUCAUAUGUAUGUCACGGUUCAUAUAGGAGGAAUCUGAGGGAGAAGAGGGAUGGGAAGUUGGAAGAAACAUGGGUCACAUGUGGGAGGACAUCGGAAGGGAGGAAGAUUUUGGAAAGGGUGAGGCUAGGGGAGCUUUCGUAGUGGAGGCAGUUGAGGAGCAGAUGGUGUAGGAGUCGGGAGUGGUUCUGUUCACGAAAUGGGUGCAGCUAGGCAUGCUGCAACUUAUAUGCUGACUGAAAAGCAGUGACAAAGCCAGCAACGUGAUCUGGGGCAGGUGAAGGUUCCUAGCAGAGGGUCCCACCAGAGGGCCGUCAGCAUUUUGCCACACGCAAUGACUUAUUAAUUCAGCCUGAUCCUAAUUCUGUCUUUUGUUUUGCUAUACAAAGGGGUUUUCUUCAGUUUUGAAAAGCAUGGAUGUCAGUGUAUCUCUGCAUAGAAGCAGUGGGUUUUCUUUGCUUCCUACUAUAAUCCAUUUCUGAGCAUCUGUAUUAACGUGGUUCUUACUUGUAUCAUCAGUGUUCCAACAAGUAUGAGGAGAGCAAAAGCCCUUUUAAGAAGUAUUUGUAUUGCAAUCAUCUGAGAAAAGAAUUUUUAUUUUAUUUUUGCAAAUGCAGGUAUAUAAUCAAAAGGUCGGCACUUACCUUUAUUCAGAUGCCCAUGUGAAGGGUUUAAAAAAACCCCUUACUUUUGGACUGUGUCAUAGCAUGGGUUGAUUUCUCUCUGUGUGUAGUGUUGGAAUGAUGAUCAUUCCAAAUAAAACCAAAAAAUGCUACAGCCCUGUGCAAAUUAGGACUUUGACAUACCUAAGGGAAUUUAUUUGUACAUAAGUUGCUAACAUUUUCCACUCGGGUCUUCUUCCCUGAUAUAGAUGAAGGUGUGUAUGGUAAGCAUACACUGAAACAGCCAUUAGAAGAGGGGCAUUCAAGUAAGUGCACAUUAAUGAGAAUAGGAGUAAUAUGAAAAUGUGUGAGUAAUGAUGCUUAGCAGUAAACUAAACUGUAAGAUUUCCAUCCAGUAUACAGUUAAUAUAUUAACUUUAAAAUACUGUAACUGAGUCCUAAUGGAACAGGCUGAGCAGUUAACUAUUAAUCUUAUAUUUUGUGUAACAGCUUCAAAAUCAGAGUAUUUAUCUUCUGAGCACACUGGGAUGUUUACACACAGAGGAGAAUUUUAAUUGUAUAUCUGAUCCUGUGCAUAUGAUAAAAGUUAUAGAUGGUAGCGGCCACUCUUGGCUCCAGUUACUAUGCUUAGCCUUAAAAAUUUAAUUUAAAAUGCUAUGGUUAUUUUUUCAUAGGUGUUUUUGGUUCAAAUUGUAGUUAAGUCUCUCUAUAUUCUACAUGCGUUACUUAAAAUCUUAAACUGUGUCACUGUGAGUACAUGCUGUAGCCUUCUAAGACUUCUAGGGCUUGUGAUAGCAAGACCUUUUAAGUAAAACUACAUUGUUUGGCAUCAUCUUCUCCUUUCUAACUGUGGUGGCUGCUAGUGUGAUUUGCCUGUGCAUUAUUUAUGUGGCAACAGAAGGUAAAUGGUAUAUGAUAAUUGAAUAAAAGCUGAAGCAUCAAUGGUUUGUCAUGUGUUUAGGUCAAAUUGAUAACUCGUUCAAAGCUCCAGGAGAAUAAGGAUUUAGAUCUGUUCUCUAAGUAAAGCAAAUUCGGUGGUUUCUGAAACCUUCCAGAUACUUCUUGUUGGUCAGCAUGUAGAAAUUAGUAUCCCUGCAGCUUUGGUAACAGAAGAGAUUAAGUGAAUGCUUUUUAUUUGCUUCAGUGCAAGGUCCAGCAACUUUGUUUAAACAGCCAGAGAGGUAGUUUGACCACAGUCAACGGACUUUGCACUAAAGGAGUUGAAGAGAAAGCUCACGUGUUCUGUGAGAAUCCAAGUGUUGCAAUUCUGGAACCAGCUGGUUAAAAAAAAAAAAAAAGUACUAAGUAGUGCUUGGCUGGGGUUUGUUACUUUUUGAUGUGAACUCUGCAAGUUCUGAGUUUUAGUGGGUUAGCAAGGCUCUCUGCAGGAUGCUUCCAAGGCCAUUUUCCCAUCCUCAUCUGUGGGCCUGGCAAAACAUGGCAUAAUUGAGUUUGGUGGCCCCAGCACAUUGUACACUGAUAUCAAAAGGUGAAUUAUAGAUUCCUGCUUGUAGAAUACAUAAACAGCCUGAUCCUCUGUUCUAGAACGCAAGCCUUGCAUACAAUAUAAUUGGUAUGUAGCUGUUUUCUAAAGAAGUUAAAAAAGAAAGAAAAAAGGUCAAAAUCAGGAAUUCAGUUAUGCUUGGCAAAUCCAUUUAGAGUUCUCGCUUUUUCCCGGUUUAUCUAUCAGCUCCUUCUGUCCCAUCAAGCUGGUGCCACUAGUGGCUGCUUACUUCAGGAGUACCUCCCAGCUGGGCAGACGGUAACAAUUACUUGUGUCUGAUUGUACUUGCUCAUUCUGGUUUAACAGGUUCCUGGUGUGUAGAUGACAGUGAGUCUUUACUGUUCUGUGAGGAGUCUUUAUCUGAACAGCAUCGCUAGGACUGUGCCAUCCUGUGCACAUUUAGGCAUGCUGUAAUCAACCUCUGGUUAUAAUUUAUAGUAAUUCUUGAAUAUCUCAGAAAUCUUCUGCAAGAGGAAAAGUUGAAAAAUCCAUUUAAGACAAAAUUCCUUGGCAUUUAUUAAAACUGAGAAGCAGAGGCUUGUCCCUGUGUUUUUGGUGACAUCGCUAAUAGUCUUUGCCCCCUGUACACUUCCUUACAGCAAGCCAUCUCAAGUAAUUCUGGCUCCGACUCGCUCCCCUUCCGGCCCCUGCACGUGGAUCCAUGCUCAGAGUGCAGUGUGUUCCACCGGAGGUCAGUGUGCACCAGCGCAGGCUCAGCGUGUUGCCUCCCUGCCCUUCGUUUGCCAUUGCCCUGCUUGACUUGGUCCCGCAGUCGCAUUGGUAUUCCAUCCCAGGAAUGGAAGGAUUGCGCUCCUGAACAAUGCACCCUUUGUCGAUUCAAACAGGCAGUCGUCCAGAAGCCUCUGUCCUGGGAACUUGUUUAUUGUUCCAGUCUCUUCAAAAAUGUGAGAGUGGAAUCCUUACAGAGCUCACAUCGGUGUAAAACACUGAAGUUUUGCGCUUUGGGAGUAAAUCGUACUCUUGCCCAAGCAAGAGUGCACCUGCAAGCAGCCUCUUCACGGUGGGGCAGAUGUGGUUGGCGUCGUGGUUGAAUGUUGCAGGAUGGCAUCACUGUAUCCCACAGAACCUACUACUACUAUGUGAUCUUUUGUAAUUCAAAUGCAGAUGGGAAAUUGGGACUAAGCAGAGUGAAUUUGUGAAUAACCUGCUCUGCAUCGUAUGGGAGAAUGUCAGUCCUCUCUAACCCGUGGAGUUCAGCCCCAGGCAAACCUCUGGUGCUCUCUAGUACAAAUAGCAGAACAUGGUACUUAGUAAUAAGACAGAUUCACCAUGGGAGUUCUUUCAGCUUCCGCCAUAUCUGUCUAGCAUAUCAAAUAGCCUUUUGCAAUCCAAUAUUGUAUGAAUAGCUGUGUAUUUUCUUAAAUUUGAGAUAAUAAAGGUGGAAGAGAGAGUUUUCUGACUUUUCCCAGGACAGUUUCAGUAUUAAAAAACCCCCACAUACUGGACUUUGUAUUUUCAUGCAAUGAAAUGGAGGGGAUUUGAUAAUAUAACAGUGACUUAAAAAAUAGUAAUUUCUGUAACUGAAGCUGUUGAUUUUUCCUUUACAUGAGUAUCAUUAUGUGAUAGUGAACCAUAAGUUGAAAUGUCAUUUGUCUCAUCAUUUGUGAAUGGAAUGGAGCAACAUUUUAAGGGUUACUGUUUAAAAUGUUCUGCUUUCAUCAACUUCAGAACUGCAGUGAAUACAGGCAUUGUUGAUAUUUAAGUGGGGAAAAAACAAAAGAGUAACUGUUCUAAAUAACUGGAAUAUUUUUCUGAAUUUUUAUGGUAAUUAUUAAUUUCUAUGCUUUUUCAGAAACAGCCAUAAAGAUUGGGUUCAAUAGAUCCUUGCGAUUAUGGCAAUAAAAUGUUAUGUUAUAUAUAAAUUAAAGCUGUGUUGACAUACACUUACUCUUUAAAGCUUAUAUUGUUAUGGGAAGAUGUGAAAUCUAAAGAAAAAAGUUUGGUAUAAGAGAGCCUUCUAUAGUCUGGCACGUUUAUGAGAUGUAAGAUUAGCAUCUGAAGUGCGGAGUUCUAUGUUAAUCCUGCAGAAAAGUGGGAUCUAAAUUAUUUUGAAAAUAAGAAAUUGGACGGGAUUCUUCUGCAAGAAUCCCUCUAUUUCAGUCAAUUUUGAGUGACAAAUCAAUAUUUUUUUUUUCUAGUUUUUGGCACUUAAAAUGUGAAUAUAAUUGGAACAUUGAACAUUUCUUGGGUUUAGAACAUUUUAUGUUCCAGGUUUGGGGUCCUUUCAAUUUUUUCUAAAAAAUUUGAAAUUGAAACAGCCUUUUUCCUUUGUUUCUUUCAAGAAUACAUAACAUUUCCCAAUCACUUAACCAAGCAUUGAUCUGCCAUAGAUAAAACAGCAGCACCCCAUAUUUUCUAUUAAUAAUAUGCCUCCAUCUUUUUUUAGGCAACACAUCCUCCAACUUUUGUCUUUCAGUAAUGAUAUUGAAAGACUUAAUCACACAGUCAUUUUUUACUUUGUGAGGUCUCUAUUCAAUUAUAUCUCCUUCAUUUGUGCGCAGAAUACUGGGAAAUUACAGGUGCUCUCGCAUCCAAACAUGAGUUGGCUGUCCAACUUCCAAGUUCAUUAUGGAAAAAGCUAGACAGCACUUUAUGUAAAAGUGUUCAUCAGUUUAUCGCUUUGUGAUGAUACAAGUUUCCGUUUUGCCUUGUGUCUCCCCAUAAUCAGAAGACCUGAAUGUGGGUGACAGCUCACAUUAUCCUUUAUCAUCUUUAUCCUCAAGCAAAGACUUAAUUGACAUGAGUGAAUCAGAUCCUGAGCAGCAGACAUGCCUGAAAUUGUGGCUGUGGAAUUUAAAUACUCUUUCUGCUGUACGCUUCUAAUUAAACCCUACAGUUCUUACAUAGACUCACAGAAAUGCUUGAAAACUUAAGUUUGUAAAUUCUUCAAAACAUAGGCCACUCUCUCGAUCGUGUUGUAGUUGGUGGGAGCAUUUCUAGAUGACCUAGAAAUAAAUCAAAAUAGAUUUUUCUUUUGCUGUUCCUCACUAUGAAAGUUCUUUAUAACAGUUUCAAAGAAUCUGACACAACUAUACAAAUUAGGACUCGGUUGUGUAAUUUGUUAAAAAUACAUUUUAGUCACCAUAACUAGAUCACAAAAUUGUUGUUCUGUGUAACUUCACAUAACGUUAUUAGAGAGCCAAUGGUAAAGCUUUCCGCAUCAUCAGACUUCCUUCUCUGGUGCUGUUUAUAAUCUCCCUUGCAGACUUGCACCCUACAGACCAGGUUUUGAUGUAUUUACCUACAGUCGCGUCUGUAGUCCUAUAUUUUUCAGUGGAACUGCUUUUGCAGCAAGGUUACUGUUCCACGUGCACGUAGGAAUGCCACUAAGUCGGUCCUAAGUGAUUUGAUGAAUGAAUUAUAUUAAUUAGGUCUUUGUAAUUGGCAUUUUCUUGUGCAUCCUGUAUUCAACUUUAUGGAGGUUAAGUUGGAGAAAACACUGUGGAAGGUGAACCAAAUACAACGUGUUGCACUUUCAUCCUGAGAUCUUUCUGCCACAGUUGAAGGAAUUACACCAGCUAAGAAUGACCAUGC
Molecule: messenger RNA, 16982 nt
Organism: Grus americana (Whooping crane)
Lineage: Eukaryota; Metazoa; Chordata; Aves; Gruiformes; Gruidae
Gene: QSER1
Product: glutamine and serine rich 1
Exons: 13
Coding region: 334-5937 (1867 amino acids)
Source: RefSeq, a predicted model, not a curated record